Messenger RNA from Moneuplotes crassus, 908 nucleotides. The record is from the annotation of a GenBank genome assembly. Lineage: Eukaryota; Ciliophora; Spirotrichea; Euplotida; Euplotidae.
AAUAAAUAAAAUGAGUUCUCAAGAAAUUCUGGCUAAUUCAAUAACGAAUACUGUUGAUAAGGAAAAGUCCGCACAAGAGGAACAAGAUGAUGAGGUUAUCAUCGAUGACCAGAAUCCUCUUUUGGAGGAUGAUUUACAGAUAUAGAUGAACCUGAACAAAAGGUUAAUACUGAUGAACCUGACCAGAGAAAUCAGGAAGAUGAGGCUUCAGAGAAUGAGCAAAAUCUGUCUGAUUUUAUUAAUAAUACUGAAUUUUCUUACCAGUCAAGCUCAACCGCACAAAAUUUGAAAAUUUUAUUAAUUCAGUCAACAAUUGGACUAGCCUUAAAGCUGAAGCCCAAGCUUGGGAAAAUGCUUAUCACCAAUAGUGAUGGUGGAUGAUGAGAUGACAUUCGAAAAAGUCUGGACCUUAACAAGCAACUUCUGGGAGAAGAUGUAGCAGACCUGAUCUCAGUCAAGCAAAUAACAUGGGACGAAAGUCUACAGGUCUCUGGAACGAGAUACGAUUAUAUCUGUAUUACUGGCAGUCAUUUCUCACAAGAGUUUGUGCAAAUACUUGAGAAAAUAGUCCCAACCGUUCUCUCAGUAGUCGAUGAUCAGGAAAGAGUUUUCUUAUUAGGUCCUACAAGCGAGGAGGACAUCAGCCAGUUUGAGGAUAAUGUCGGAGAUACAAUUUUUGAGUCUAAAAAGGAAGAAAUCGAUGUUCCUACUAAGAAUUCAAACUCUCUUGGACAAUUUGGUGAUCCAGAUAAUCACUAUUCCAGUGAGAACAAAGAUCUUAUUGAUGAAGGCAUAUUCGAUGAUGACCAGGCACUUCAGAGAGAAGGCCAUUUAGGCCUCCCCUCUCUUGAAGAUGAUAACGAAGAUGACUAUUUCGAACCAAUAGGUUAGGAAUACUCUUAAUUAUU